AACCAACAUACUUUUUCGUGACGUUAGUGGUGCUGUUGAAUUAGAAUUUUUAAAACAUUUGUUUUGAACGUUUGUUCGUAAGGUUUUACACCAACCUGACAGCUGUAGUCAAGUGAGAUGCAGGGUAUAAGAAACCUCUUCCGGUCGGCCUGGUCCUCUGCUGAGAGGCUGGAGGACAAAACUGUUGUCAUCACUGGAGCCAACACAGGUAUCGGAAAAGAGACAGCCAUUGACCUGGCGAAGAGAGGUGCAAAGAUCAUCAUGGCCUGCAGGGACAUGGAGCGAGGGGAGGCCGCUAAGAAAGAAGUCAUCGAACGCUCGGGCAGCGAAAAUGUCCUUUGCAUGAAACUUGACUUGGCAGAUAGCAAAUCGAUAAGAGAAUUUGCUGAAGCCAUCAACAAAGAUGAGCCGAAGCUAAACAUCCUCGUCAACAAUGCUGGUGUGAUGGUUUGUCCAUAUGGGAAAACAGCAGAUGGCUUUGAGAUGCAGAUCGGUGUCAAUCACUUUGGCCACUUCCUGUUGACACAUUUGUUGAUUGACCUGAUUAAAAGAUCGGCACCAGCCAGGAUAAUCACGGUGUCCUCCAUGGCUCACUCCUGGAGCUCCAUCAAUUUGGAGGACAUAAACAGCGAGAAGAGUUACGACAAGAACCGGGCCUACUCUCAGAGCAAGCUAGCCAAUGUCCUCUUCACCCGCUCAUUGGCUAAGAGACUAGAAGGCACAGGUGUGACGACAUAUUCUCUACAUCCUGGAGUCGUGCAGACAGAUUUAUGGCGUCAUCUAAACGCCCCUCAACGGGCCAUCAUGAAGAUGGUCAGUCCUUUCACCAAAAACUCUUCCCAGGGAGCUCAGACGAGCAUUUACUGCGCAGUGGAACCAUCACUGGAUAAAGAGAGCGGUGGAUAUUACAGCGACUGUGCUCCUGCCAACUGUUCGGCAGCUGGUAAAGAUGACGUCGUGGCGCAGAAGCUGUGGGAUAUGAGCUGUCAGAUGUUGUCGUUAACAUGGGAAUAAGCAACCUGGAUUUAGAAUAAGUGUUGCUUUUCUCAAUAUGUUUCAAUGAUACAGUCUUCCAUUAAAGACAUUUCCUAAUCAGCACUUUUUCAGCACUUCUUGGGUGUUUGUUUAACAUACUGACAUACUGUACAGUAUUUGCACAAAAUGGCAUUACUUCCUAUUAAGUAAAUACUAAUAUAUGUAAAGUAUAUAAAUGAGUUCGAUUUAAAGUACUUUUCUUUUCCUUUUGAUAAUAACUUUCUAAUAAUAUUUGGGAAAAACUGUGGAAUAGUUCACUUAAUGUUGCACAUUUUUUAACUGUAUUUUCUGCUAUUAAACCUGGUGUUGACCAAUCAAU
Trematomus bernacchii (emerald rockcod) is the source of this 1354-nucleotide messenger RNA. It is a transcript of the gene rdh12l, whose product is annotated as retinol dehydrogenase 12, like. The transcript is spliced from 7 exons. NCBI's taxonomy places the organism in Eukaryota, Metazoa, Chordata, Actinopteri, Perciformes, Nototheniidae. The coding region runs from base 118 to 1014 and encodes 298 amino acids. The record is from RefSeq and is a predicted model, not a curated record.